AUGGUCAACCUCUUGUAUGCAGUGCUGCGCUCCCUCCUGAGCUGCCUCAUCCCCCCGGCCAACCUGCUGGUUAUCGUGGCUGUGUACAGGCUGAUGAGGAAGCAGCAAGCCACGGGCUACAUCUACAUCCUCAACCUGGCCACCGCUGACCUGCUGGUGGGAGUCAUGUGCAUCACCGAGGCACUGGACGACAUCCUCGACGGGGACUUUGACCGCAGCAAGUCCUUCUGCCUCUCGCGCAUCGCCAUGAGUGUGACGCCCUGCAUCGGCUCCAUCCUGACCUUGCUCUUGAUCUCCCUGGACAGGUACUUGGCAGUGAGGCUGCCGCUCUCCUAUCCCACCCUAAAGAAGACGCCUGUGGUCCUCUCCCUUGUCGUCCUCUGGGUAGUCUCUUUCCUUUUUGGGCACUUGCCUUUGAUUUUGCCCUCCCUCCAGCGAAGCAACUACACAGGUUACUGCGGGCUGCUGUACGCAGCCAAGAGUGAGUACCUGUACACGCUCUGCUUCGGCGUCUUCGCUCCAGCGCUGCUGGUGCUGGUGUGCCUGCACGUCUCGGUGGGCAGCAUCGCCUACAUGCAGCACACACGGCUCCGGCGUGCCCGUGCCCAGGCCGGGCCCCUCCACGCGCACCUCCGACACUUCAAAGCGCUGCGGACCGUACUCAUCGUCCUCAUCUGCUUCAGCCUCUCCUGGGGCCCCUACCUGGUGGGGGGCGCCGUGCAGGCCACCUGCAGCUCCUGCAACCUGGCUGACCCCCUCCAGGGCUGGGCGAGACCAACUCCCUCAUCAACCCCCUUAUCUACGCCCUGCACAGCAAAGACAUCAGGAGCCACCUCGUCAAGCUGCUCAAGCGCAAGAAGACGGGCUUGGUGA
Struthio camelus australis is the source of this 873-nucleotide messenger RNA. Its product is annotated as glucose-dependent insulinotropic receptor-like. NCBI's taxonomy places the organism in Eukaryota, Metazoa, Chordata, Aves, Struthioniformes, Struthionidae. Gene Ontology annotation, biological process: regulation of metabolic process; adenylate cyclase-activating G protein-coupled receptor signaling pathway. Gene Ontology annotation, cellular component: plasma membrane; cytoplasm. Gene Ontology annotation, molecular function: G protein-coupled receptor activity. The record is from RefSeq and is a predicted model, not a curated record.